Molecule: messenger RNA, 2046 nt
Organism: Acanthosepion pharaonis
Lineage: Eukaryota; Metazoa; Mollusca; Cephalopoda; Sepiida; Sepiidae
Source: the annotation of a GenBank genome assembly
AUGUCUCUGCAAAAUCUAUCUAUCUCCCUAUCUGUCUAUCUAAGUCUAUUCAUAUCUAUCUAUUAUUUAUCUCUCUCUCUCUCUCUCUCUCUCUCUCUAUAUAUAUAUAUAUAUAUAUAUAUAUAUAUAUAUAUAUUUCUGUUCAUAUCUAUCUAUCUAUCUAUCUAUCUAUCUAUCUAUCUCCCUCUUUAUAUAUAUAUUUUCCGUCUGUUCAUAUUUAUCCUUCUGUUUAUCUUUCUGAAUCUGUUCAUAUCUAUCUAUCUAUCUAUCUAUUUAUCUACCCAAUCAUCCAUCUAUGUAUCUAUCGAUCCAUCCAUUUAUCUAUUCUGUUCAUAUCUGUCUAUCUAUCUAUCUAUCUAUCUACCCAAUCAUCCAUCUAUGUAUCUAUCGAUCCAUCCAUUUAUCUAUGUAUUCUGUUCAUAUCUGUCUAUCUAUCUAUCUAUCUAUCUAUCUAUCUACCCAAUCAUCCAUCUAUGUAUCUAUCGAUCCAUCCAUUUAUCUAUUCUGUUCAUAUCUAUCUAUCUAUCUAUCUAUCUAUCUAUCUAUCUAUCUAUCUAUCUAUCUAUCUAUCUACCCAAUCAUCCAUCUAUGUAUCUAUUGAUCCAUCCAUUUAUCUAUUCUGUUCAUAUCUAUCUAUCUAUCUAUCUAUCUAUCUAUCUAUCUAUCUACCCAAUCAUCCAUCUAUGUAUCUAUCGAUCCAUCCAUUUAUCUAUUCUGUUCAUAUCUAUCUAUCUAUCUAUCUAUCUAUCUAUCUACCCAAUCAUCCAUCUAUGUAUCGAUCGAUCCAUCCAUUUAUCUAUUCUGUUCAUAUCUGUCUAUCUAUCUAUCUAUCUACCCAAUCAUCCAUCUAUGUAUCUAUCGAUCCCUCCAUUUAUCUAUUCUGUUCAUAUCUAUCUUUCUAUCCAAUCAUCCAUCUAUGUAUCUAUCUAUCUAUCCAUCCAUCUAUUUAUCUAUUCUGUUCAUAUCUAUCUAUCUAUCUAUCUAUCUAUCUAUCUAUCUAUCUAUCUACCCAAUCAUCCAUCUAUGUAUCUAUCGAUCCAUCCAUUUAUCUAUGUAUGUAUGUACCACUCUCUCUCUCUCUCUCUCUAUAUAUAUAUAUAUAUUAUAUAUAUAUAUAUAUAUCAGUCUGUUCAUAUCUAUCUUUCUAUCCAAUCAUCCAUCUAUGUAUCUAUCUAUCUAUCCAUCCAUCUAUUUAUCUAUGUAUCUACAUAUUCUGUUCAUAUCUGUCUAUCUAUCUAUCUAUCUAUCUAUCUACCCAAUCAUCCAUCUAUGUAUCUAUCGAUCCAUCCAUUUAUCUAUUCUGUUCAUAUCUGUCUAUCUAUCUAUCUAUCUAUCUAUCUACCCAAUCAUCCAUCUAUGUAUCUAUCGAUCCAUCCAUUUAUCUAUUCUGUUCAUAUCUAUCUAUCUAUCUAUCUAUCUAUCUACCCAAUCAUCCAUCUAUGUAUCUAUCGAUCCAUAGAUAUUCUGUUCAUAUCUGUCUAUCUAUCUAUCUAUCUAUCUAUCUAUCUAUCUAUCUAUCUAUCUAUCUAUCUACUCAAUCAUCCAUCUAUGUAUCUAUCGAUCCAUCCAUUUAUCUAUGUAUUCUGUUCAUAUCUGUCUAUCUAUCUAUCUAUCUAUCUAUCUAUCUACCCAAUCAUCCAUCUAUGUAUCUAUCGAUCCAUCCAUUUAUCUAUUCUGUUCAUAUCUAUCUAUCUAUCUACCCAAUCAUCCAUCUAUGUAUCUAUCGAUCCAUCCAUAUAUCUAUUCUGUUCAUAUCUAUCUAUCUAUCUAUCUAUCUACCCAAUCAUCCAUCUAUGUAUCUAUCGAUCCAUCCAUUUAUCUAUUCUGUUCAUAUCUAUCUUUCUAUCCAAUCAUCCAUCUAUGUAUCUAUCUAUCUAUCUAUCCAUCCAUCCAUUUAUCUAUGUAUCUCUCUCUCUCUCUCUAUUCUGUUCAUAUCUAUCUAUCUAUCUAUCUAUCUAUCUACCCAAUCAUCCAUCUAUGUAUCUAUCGAUCCAUCCAUUUAUCUAUGGUAUUUAUUUUUGCCUUAAUAAAUUUAUUCUUUUUUAA